AUGUUAGAACAGCUACUUUCAAAAACACAAGAGCUAACAAAUGCUGAGGAGGACGUGGAGAAAUGGGAACCCUUGGAUGCUGUUGGUGGAAAUUGGGCCCCGGGGCCGAAUCUCCGUGGCCGCUGCUUGAGCGCUGCCUGCACCAUUGGCCACCUCUGCGCCUCUUCCGAGCAUUUUGAGAAACUGCACGAGAUCUUCCGCGGUCUCCAUGAAGACCUCCGAGGGGCACCAGAGUGGCUCCCGGGGACUGGAGGGACAGAAGAGAAGAAGAAAUUGAUCAGAGAUUUCGAUGAAAAGCAACAGGAAGCCAAUGAGACGCUGGCAGAGAUGGAAGAGGAACUGCGAUAUGCACCCCUAUCUUUCCGUAACCCUAUGAUGUCUAAGCUUCGAACCUACUGGAAGGACCUUGACAAACUCCACCGAGAAGUGAGAAGCACCCCUCUGACAGCCACACCUGGGGGCCGAGGAGACAUGAAAUACAGCACAUACACUGUAGAGAAUGAGCACGUGAAUCAGCUACAGUCUCAACGGGUGUUGCUUUUGCAAGGCACUGAGAGCCUGAACCGGGCCACCCAGAGUAUUGAGCGUUCUCAUCGGAUUGCGACAGAGACUGACCAGAUUGGCUCAGAAAUCAUAGAAGAGCUGGGGGAGCAGUGUGAGCAGUUGGAACAUACCAAGAAUAGACUGGUAAACACAAGUGAAAACCUGAGCAAAAGCCGAAAGAUUCUCUGGUCAAUGUCCAGAAAAGUGACAACCAACAAGCUGCUACUUUCCAUCGUCAUCUUACUGGAGCUAACCAUCCUGGGAGGCUUGGUUUAUUACAAAUUCUUUCAGAAGCAUUGAACUUCCUGCAAGGAAGGGUUUGUGGACCAGAACUUUGAGCUUGUGAAUGAAGGGUGUUCAAGAUGUGGAAUAAGCAUAUUGCUGCUAUGAGUUAACGGUUCAAGGAUGCACUGUAUAGCCAGACUGUGGAAAGAGGGAGGAAAGACAGACAACCAGUUAAAUGUGAAGGAACUGUAGCGAGACCUGUGUGAUAUACCAAGGUAAUAAAUGCUGUUUAUGACUUCUUUAAAAAAAAAAA
Molecule: messenger RNA, 1081 nt
Organism: Phyllostomus discolor (pale spear-nosed bat)
Lineage: Eukaryota; Metazoa; Chordata; Mammalia; Chiroptera; Phyllostomidae
Product: vesicle transport through interaction with t-SNAREs homolog 1B-like
Exons: 2
Coding region: 1-843 (280 amino acids)
Biological process (GO): intra-Golgi vesicle-mediated transport; vesicle fusion with Golgi apparatus; Golgi to vacuole transport
Cellular component (GO): ER to Golgi transport vesicle membrane; late endosome membrane; Golgi apparatus
Molecular function (GO): SNAP receptor activity; SNARE binding
Source: RefSeq, a predicted model, not a curated record